CAAUUACAUAAUCAUUGAUUAGAUAAGCUGCUGCUGAAUCAGAUUGAUACAUGCAUGGACGGUGCCUUUUUCUGCCGUAAUUGGAUUUUGAUGCCAGUCUAAAAAUACUUCCUCUGGAAUCGUUGACUGGUCUAACCUGCGAGCUGUGUGUUCAGUUUGAGAACUGAACAUUGUGUUCAGUUUCGUUCUGAUAUUGUGUAAAUUUGUCAACUUCGAUAGUAGAACAUUUGAGAAGAUGUUCACGGACUUGAAGUGGCUGCUAGACAUCAGUGGACGUGACUUGCCCAGAGGAUUUUCUCUUCUCUCUGAUGAUGGAGUGGAUGGACAGUUCCUGAUGUACUUUUACCUGACGCUAUUUCUGGAUGGCCCUGGUCAUGUUUGCCUGGUGGCCACGUCGAGCACGUUUGCACGUCUCUCAGCUGUGGCCCAGAAACUCGGUGUGGAUCUGGCAUCCUGUGUGAGCCAAGGGCGUUUAGUUGUCAUCGAUUGCUAUUCACAUCUUCUGGAUGGCGUAGUUGGGUGCUCCUCGCCUAAAGUCCCCAACGAGCCUCAUGUUCACAAAUCCGUUAUGUUGGAAGAUGUCAUUGGUAGAUCUGCACUUCGACCAGUGUAUGAAAUCAUCGCUGGCGUUCUGCGGACGAAGCCUGCAGAGAAGUGGUGCAUCCUGAUAGAGAACUCCAGCCAGUUGCUGAGUGCGGGAUGUAGCGCCGAUGCUGUUCUCAACCUGUUGCACUAUUGCCGUGCUCUGACCGAGGACAGCGAACAUUUCCUCAGCACAGUUGUACAUGCUGAGUCGGGCAUGACGCAAGAAGUGAGUGCUGAUGAGGGUGACGAUGAAGCCCAUCUCCUGUUCAACAGCCUGCUGCAUUGCUGCAGUGUUCACAUCAAUGUCAGCGCCCUGAAAAGCGGCCUGCACCAACACGUCCAUGGACAUUUGCGCAUAGACUGGCCGACAAGGCAUGUUGGCGAGGCCCGGAAGCCGUCCGUGGAGCGGCAUUUCAAAGUGCUCGAUAGGACGGUGACUGUGUUUGCUAAGGGAACAUCGGCAGCAGUCUUAUGAUCAAUUUGUACUCUCAGUCUGCCAGCCAUAGCUAUAGCAGCUCACACAGUUCCGUGUGCGCCAGAUCCCGGCCACGUGCACUCGCACGCCACCGCCUCGAGUUAAGCCCCGUCGUGAUUGCAAGGCUCUUUGAAGUACGGGCCCUGCACUGCAUGAGGUCUAGUUUCUGUGGUGCACACUCGCACAGAGUAACGCUAGCAAAGGUGUGUCAAUGUAGUACUGGCCAUGUGUGCGUGUGUCCCGAGGCAGGCUCGUCAACACUCUACCGAAGAGCAUGCCAGGUGCCCUGUCUCAAGGCCGCUGUCACCGUACGUGGCACGAGAUGGCGCAGCGCUAUGCUCUUUCCCCGAUAUCUGGUAGUACAUGUAAUGCUACGAGCUAAGGAGGAUGAAGUGAAAGGGCGCAGGCACCCUGCUUUCGUUGCACCAAGGUCCUUUGGUAUUGCCUCGUCUUUCAAGUAUACAGCAACGCGGCGAGUAUUUUAUGAAGGUGCCGAGUAUUUUUUUUCUUACAGUGGUAAAAUGGCAGCUGAUGAGUUUACCUUGUCCAGGGUGACAUCACAUUUAUGUACCAACAACAGUCUUACUUCCUUGGACACCGGUUUCAAAGUGUUUUCCUGAAAGCAAAUGGGAAUUUUCUUGUGAUGUAAAACAAUUGUACCGGAGAUAGGAUGCCGGUAUCUGCUGCUUCUGCUGUAGUAUGCCUGUAGUGUAAGCCAACAGGAGUAUUUUUCUUUUAACACCCCCCCCCCCCCCCCCUGCAUGGCAGGAUGUAGCAUUGUCAAUGUUUUAUGUUGCAUGUAUGGCUAUGAACAAGAAAGUCGGAAUGUUGUAAAGAAAGUGCAGUGCUGUGCCAUGUGUUUUGGGGAGCAACCACCCGGUGUAGGCUGCGUCGGUGCAUAGCAAGCAUCCGAUCAUGACGCAUGGUCUUGAUUCAAGCCGUAUUUUCCGGAGCACACGCCGCACUGGAGUACAAGCCGCACCCAGAUUUUGUUGUCACGAAAUCCAGACAUCUACCUUAUUUCAUCACGACCAUUGCAGUAUAUACAGUGAGUCACGCCGGCUUUUUUUGGUUGAAUUACUGGUGUUAGAAGUGCGAAUUAUACUCCGGAGAAUAUGGUAGUGCUCUACACAAUACAAGAAGUCAUGUACUGUUA
Messenger RNA from Sycon ciliatum, 2216 nucleotides. Its product is annotated as elongator complex protein 6-like. NCBI's taxonomy places the organism in Eukaryota, Metazoa, Porifera, Calcarea, Leucosolenida, Sycettidae. Gene Ontology annotation, cellular component: elongator holoenzyme complex. The coding region runs from base 236 to 1060 and encodes 274 amino acids. The record is from RefSeq and is a predicted model, not a curated record. The transcript has a single exon. Gene Ontology annotation, biological process: tRNA wobble uridine modification.